This is a messenger RNA of Stylonychia lemnae, 588 nucleotides long. Lineage: Eukaryota; Ciliophora; Spirotrichea; Sporadotrichida; Oxytrichidae. The record is from the annotation of a GenBank genome assembly.
AUGUCUCACUUGAGAGCCAUAUCUGAGCUCAUCUAACUUAAUAUUGAGGAAAUGGAAAAGAACUAUCAGUCAGUAGAGUAUAAGGUAUAUGGAGAUGAGGAGUUUGCUUUUGAGAUGGGUGAAUAUCUUACAGAGAAGCUACUAUUGAUUGGCUAUUUAUAUUGCCAUUAUGGGGAUCCAGAGUAGCAUUAAUCUGACCUAUGGCUACUGGUGAAUCCAGCUUGUAAUGAAACUGUACCUAAAACUAAGAUAAGACAGCUAGCCAAAGAUCUAAUGCAUAUUUCUGUUACAUAGAGAAGAAGAAUAAUUAAGGAUUAAGAUAUCCAAAAUGAUUAAUCAGAGGCAUAUUUGAAAGACUGUGAGAAGCUUAUGGAAUCAGCAUUAGAUAGAUUAAUUAGCUGCUUUGGAGAUAAGGAGGAUAUAGAUAGAACGCUCUUCAUAGAUGUCAUGGGAAAAUAUUUCUUGAGAACAUAUUUAAUCAGGACUUAUAUACAACUUAGAGAUUUCGAAAAUUUAUAACAUUUGCCUUAAAAUCCAGAUAAGAAAACAGAUUUAGUAAGAAACGAAUCUGAACAUUAAUAAAACUGA